Molecule: messenger RNA, 498 nt
Organism: Patiria miniata (bat star)
Lineage: Eukaryota; Metazoa; Echinodermata; Asteroidea; Valvatida; Asterinidae
Exons: 1
Coding region: 1-498 (165 amino acids)
Source: RefSeq, a predicted model, not a curated record
AUGAAAAAGGUAUGGACGUCAGCCAUCAGUACAAAGCUCAAAAGAUCGUUCUUCAUCUCCACGAUUGAGUCCGUCCUACUCUAUGGUGCAGAGACGUGGACCCUCACAACCAAGGAGGAGAAGUCUCUGGAUGGAUGCUACACUCGCAUGCUACGUAUAGCCCUCAACGUAUCGUGGCAGGAUCGUAUGAGGAAUGAUGACCUCUACAACGGCAUGCAGAGAGUGACUCACAAGAUCAGACAGCGUCGUCUUAAUCUUGCUGGCCACUGCGUCCGCCACCCUGAGCUUGCUGCCCACCCAACCAUACUGUGGGAGCCCACCCAGGGCACUGCCUCAAGAGGGAGAAGAAGUCUGACCUUUGUGGACCAGCUCAAGAGGGACACUGAUCUCACAUCUGCAGGGGAGCUGCGCACCUGCAUGACAGAUCGAGACAGCUGGAGGAAGAGGACUCAGGGACUGGCUCGUGAUGUCGUCACAACCCAGGCGACCCCGACAUGA